Cuscuta campestris is the source of this 987-nucleotide messenger RNA. The record is from the annotation of a GenBank genome assembly. Lineage: Eukaryota; Viridiplantae; Streptophyta; Magnoliopsida; Solanales; Convolvulaceae.
CACUCCGUAUUUGUUCAUUAUCCACAAAACAGUCAAAAGGUUGUUGAUUCCUCCCUCCGUCCAUCCGAUCCUCAACGACGGGAUGGCAUUACCGCUGCUAGCCGGGGCAGUUCCAAUGGCGGCUAUCGCUCCAACUCUCUCCUUUUCGCGCUCCACCUCAGUCGCCGGUUCUCCUCCUCUUCCGAUCAAGUCCUCGUCGUCGUCGUCGCCUUCCUGCGUCACUUCUCCGGCCCUUCCACUGAUUGAUCUUCACUGUUUUCGAUUUUCAGUUUACUGUGGAAGAGGAGAUAAGAAGACGGAAAAAGGCAAGCGUUUCAAUCACUCGUUCGGGAAUGCAAGACCGAAGGAUAAGAAGAAGGGGAGAGGGCCGCCUAGGGUUUCAAUGCCACCUUCGGCACCGAAGAAGGAUCCGUUUGACCUCGGUCAGGUGGUUGAUAUUGAAAUUGAUGAUGAGUUUUAAGGUGAUGAUUUAUCUCAUGAUUCAGAUCUGAUUCCUUGAGUUUGAGUUUUUGUGUGUGUGUGUGUGUGUGGAACAUAUGAUGUAUGAUCUUCAAGCUCACAUUUUCCAUGGGAGUUGAUUAGCAUUUUAUUUGCAUUUCAUCCCUUAGCUUUUGUUUGCACUGCCCACAAUGCUGAAACAAGGAUGAUAUAUGUGCAUUUUCAAUCUGCAAGGUCAACUCCAAUGGUGUUAGAAAUUGUUUUCUCUAGGAAAAUUUACCUCUCUAAUCCCCAUGUUUGCCUGUUGCUCACUCUAUUCGGCAUUCACAGUCAACUGUUUGCUAUGACUUUUAUGAUAUAUGAAAAGUUGAAUGAAUGUAGACAUAUAUCAUGUCUACAUUCAUUCUGCUUUUGAUAUAUCACAAGAAUCGUAAUGAACAGUUAAAUGUGAAUGGAUGGAGUAUAUUUGUAUAUGCAUGCCAACAAUACCAUAUCUAUAUUUUCCUCCAACAAUUCUAGGUUUGUUCCAAGUAAACCUUAUUGUCCCUC